UCUUCAUUUCCACGUAGUGAAAAAAGAAAAGAAAAAACCUCUGUGUUUUCCUGUCUCUUUGUUUCCAGCUAAAAAAUCGUCGUCCAAGAAGCCGAAUAACUCGGCAGCAAAAAUAAAAUUGUUACAAAAAGAAGAAGAAGAAGGAUAGCUUGAUAGAAAGAAGCUGAAAUAUGGGGUUUUGAAGAAGGGAACAAGUGCCUGAGUCAUUUACAAGGUUCUCUAGAAGGUCAUACUCUAAUGUGUAAGGUAUGGAUACUCGGGACUUUUUCAGUUUCUGAACGAGGUCACAGAUGAUUAGCAGAAUGCAGGACUUGCUUCAAAAAGGCUCUGAUCUUAGUAGCGUCUCAACAGGCCCAUCGAUCAGUGUUAGACCUAGCUGGUGGACUAGCAAAGAACCACAAAUGCAACAAUGGUUGACUUUUCCUGGUCCUCAAAAUCCCGAACAGUUCGGUUUUCAUUUUCAAGAUCAGGAUUCCUCUUCUACUCAGUCGACGGGUCAAUCAUGCCCUGAAGUUGCUACUGAAGGAGAAAGCAAAAUCUAUGGGAAAAGCAACAUGCCUUUUCAAGCAGGCUAUUCUAAAAGUAUUGAAAAGCCUGAUGAAGCUCAAAGUGAAUCAACACUGUCGAGUCACGAGCAUGAUUGCACUUACCAAGGAAACCACAAACAAAUUGCUUAUGCACCUUUUGCGUACUCUGAUCCUUACUGUCAUGGUUUACUUGCUUCUUAUGGACAAUGCUCCUCGGUUUAUCCACAAAUGUUAGGCCCCAUAUCUGCUCGAGUGCCACUUCCUCUUGACUAUCAGCAAGAUGAGCCGAUAUUUGUCAAUGCAAAACAGUACCAGGCUAUUCUCAGGCGGAGAGAGUAUCGUGCAAAGCUGGAGGCUCAGAAUAAACUCUCAAAAGGACGCAAGCCAUAUCUCCAUGAGUCUCGCCAUCGGCAUGCACUGAAUAGGGCUAGAGGACCUGGUGGACGCUUUCUCAAUAUGAAGAAGCUCCUGGAGUCUGGAUCCCCCGAUGUGACCAACGUCCAGGGUACCCCAGUAUCUAAUGCAUUGCAGCUGAACAGACAGAUAAUGGAACCCAAAGUUCAUCAAUCAAAAAACUUUCAGGAGAGCUAUUCUACACCCACUUGUUCUGGUAUCUCCAACGGCUCAAAUUGUGAUGAUAUCGACCAGCAGCAACCGUUGAACUACUCCGCCUUCUCGUGACAUAUUGGUGGGGUCACAGAGUGUGCUGGAGGUGGUACUUGUGGUGAUGUCCGGCCCUACCUCUCAGUUCUCGGCUAGGGAACUGGGAAAGAAAAAUUCACAUCACAAGUCUAUCUUUGGCCUCUGUUGGUGACAGGAUUGCUAGUGAAAGUGGGAAGUCAUCCUUGGCUAUGUUAGCGUUUGUAGUAAACUAUUGCCUACUAUUUAGUCCAUUAGCUUGCAUGGGUAUUUUCUAUGUAUGCUGCUUUAAAUUCCUCAUUUGUGGAAGUUUUAUUACUUGGAUGAUUGCAAAGAAAUAGUGGCUGCGUUUACUCUCU
Molecule: messenger RNA, 1525 nt
Organism: Nicotiana tabacum (common tobacco)
Lineage: Eukaryota; Viridiplantae; Streptophyta; Magnoliopsida; Solanales; Solanaceae
Product: nuclear transcription factor Y subunit A-3
Biological process (GO): regulation of DNA-templated transcription
Cellular component (GO): CCAAT-binding factor complex
Molecular function (GO): DNA binding; DNA-binding transcription factor activity
Source: RefSeq, a predicted model, not a curated record